Molecule: messenger RNA, 1407 nt
Organism: Prorocentrum cordatum
Lineage: Eukaryota; Dinophyceae; Prorocentrales; Prorocentraceae
Source: the annotation of a GenBank genome assembly
AGCGAUGUCGGCCCAAAUGUCCUUGCAAUGCAUGCGCGGCCCAGCAUUUCUUCUGGCAUGGCGUCGUUCGCUACGGAGACACAGCGCACGGUCGCGGCUUGUAGUGCGGCGCUCGUUGUCGUAGAGCAGCAUCUCAGGACCUUUUUGCGGCGGCAAGCCCACGCAGAAGUGGCCAGAAAAUUGUCCCCGCUGGAAAACGCUGAGCUGCAGAUCGGGCUGACGUAUGCAAUUGCCUCGCUCUAUUUCUGUAAUCUGCUAGCCCAGGGCGUUGAUCUUCGGGAGCAUCCCAUCCGGCAAGAGAUCGACCGCAUUCAGCUUUAUUUCAAGAAGGUCCAGGCUGGCACCGAGCAGUUGUACGAACGCACGGCUGUCACAGAUCGCCUCCGAUUGGACACAGACGCCGCCAGGCGAAUCGUGCGCAGUUAUACAUCGAACGUGCAGCCUCGGCGGCAGGGGCGUCGAGGCACUGCGCCCGCGGAGCAUCGGGCUGGCACCGAGGAGUUGCACCGCAACGAGACUUCCACGGGUCGCUUGCGAUUGGACGUAGACGUUGCCAGGCGGAUUGUGCGCAGCUAUACUUCGAAUGUGCAGCCUCGGUGGCAGGGGCGUACGAUCACUGGGCCCGCGAUUAACCAGCAUUGCAGACCCGCUCUACUCACCGAUGAUCUUGCCAGAGACAUCGCGGCACCAGCACGCAAACGGCAACGCCACUUGUACAUCGAUCUGGAUACCUCGGAGUCAUUGCCACAGCCCUCCGCCGCGUGUGGGGCUCCAUCUGAGGGUGGGCAGAGUGUUGUUUGUGUUUCCUCGAUUCCAGCUGAUGCCACGGCAGAUGAUGCAAGUGUGGAUGCAGAGGUCCUGGCUUCUUCGUCGUCAGGAGAGCCAGCGCCGCUGGGCAGUGACGUCGAGUGUUUGGACCCUGAAGCUUGCGUCAUUAGUUGAACCGCUUCGCUCGGCAUCGCGCGCAUCCUAGAACCGAGUCCUGUCAUCAGCGCAGUCGUAGUCAUGAUCAAGCGUCAAAUUCUGACGGCCUUCCUACAUCGGCUGCCCUCCAGAUUUUGCUGCAUGACCCGAGCGAUCCAUACAAUGUUCGACAAGGUCAGGUAAACCGAACCGUUGACGCACCGUUGUGAUGAUGUCUGUGCUGGUCGAGGGGCACUGAGGACACUAGCGAAGACGGCUGCGGCCCAAUCACGACCUUAUUCCCGUGUCUUCUGGAAGCGCCUCGUGGUGUAACGUCGAGCAACAGUGCGGCCAUCCAUGCGAGUGGACUGCGUGUUCCCCCAGCGCUUGGGGAAGUCAUUGGGGGAACAUUGGGAAGGUUCUUCUGGCCACGUGGGUCUUGUUUGAGGCUGUCUUUGGGCGCUCUCGGGCCGUAUGACGCGUUCGGAGACUGUCUUGAGGACU